GAAUACAACUGAAACAACAAGAAAGAAUAUCAAAAUACGACAGACGACAUGCUGUUGAGUGCAGAAAUUGGUGAAGAAAGAGUAGACGAAGUUAUUGGGAGUGCGAAUAGUGCCUCCGCCAACAACGCCAGCAAUCAUACCACAAAGAGUGGCAAAGACAACAACGACAUCGGCGAAGACAACGACACCAACAACAUUGCUGCCGUCGCUGCCGAGUUUGACAACUAUUAAAGUUUUAAGGGGCUGAGAAUAACAAACCAACGAGACCGAAGCACAACAGAGACAAAAACGAAGUUGUUGGCGAACGAAUGAGACAAACACGAUUGCCGCCAUCUACAUCGAGUUGGCUCAAAGGAAAUUCAAACUGGCUUCGUCAGUUGAUUACCGUCCGCCGUCGUCGUCGUGUGUUGUUUUGCGAAAAAGUGCCCAGUGUGCGUUGUUGUGGAAGUUCGUCGUCGCUAAAGCGUCUUGUAGAGUACGCGCGACCGACCGAUGUCAAGGUGAUGCGCGUGUGUAUGCCCAUAUGUAAUAAUACCAACAACAACGCAAAAAUUGUCGUUGUCGUCGAAGAAGAAGCAGCAAUAUCUUGGUGAUAAUGCCUGCUCGGAGUGUAGUGUACGACGAAAAAAAAAAGUAAAGAAGUUAGUGUUGAGUGUUUGUGAGUAAGUUCGUGUGUGUGUGUGAGUCUGUGAGGAGGGGAUACCCAUAAAAGAAAUUACAAGAAAAUAAUAAAAAAAUUAAAGAUCACCCGUUUGACAAGUUGUUUAUUUCGACAUAACCCCGGAAGAAUGAUAAAUUUUAUUACUGUCUAACGUUUAACGCCCGGGCGAAAACCACAAAAAAGGAAGAAAGAAAAAUCCAAACAAAAAGAAAUACCCGAAAUACAAAAAAAUAGAAAUAAAAGAACCACACACGAAAAACAAAAAAAAAAAAAAACACACAAAAAGCAAAAGAACAAAAUUAGCCACCGGCAACAGUUUUGCCCAACCAACCGCGCACACAUUAAAUUAUAAUAGGACCGGCUUAAACCGGACCGAACGCAACGCAAAACAACGAUUCAACCACAUUGUGGCUCGUUUGGAUUAAACUUGAAAUCGACACAGAAGAAUACCCUAACCAUGGGCACCAAAUCGCCGGGUGGACCUCAGCGCUGUCGUUUAAUUCUAAAACAAUGCCUGGCCAUCCAGCUGUCCAAGCCGGGUCACACACUGGACGAUUUCUGGAUGUAUGAUUCAGGCUAUAUGAUUUUCCAGAAUUUCUUAUCGGCCAAUGCUCAAUGCUGGUGGAACGCACCAUUAACAGCUGCUACUCGGGCUUUGCGCUAUGCUGGUCAUGUGGCGCCGGGUAUGCUGUUGGUAUGCGGCGAGCCCUGUGCCCUGGAAGUGGUCCGAGGGGCAUAUGCACGAAGUGUCCUCAAGCCGCCGGCAACGUAUAUCAUCAGUUCUGUGGGUGACAUUGAGGACUGCAUUGUAACGCCCAUUAUGCAGGGUCAAUUUACCCCGCUACCCGAAGCUCUAUGUGAUGUUAUUAUGGACUUAACGGCCGAAGGUCAUUCAGCAACCAUAGAAAAUAUACGCACAAAGAUACAAGUACGAUUUCCACACAUGACGGCACCCUCCGUGGAGGUGAUUUACGAUUCACUGGCCCAGCUGAUGCAGGAUCAGAAAAUCUAUCAGACGGCAAAGGGUUACUUUAUACUGACGCCAGAAAGACGACGUUCCCGUUCACGGCCGCGCAGUCAUCACAACGGCUAUGAAGAUUUAAAUGAAUCGGCCGAAAGUGUACCCUCAGAGCCGCGCACCAUGUUAAUGACCAACGAGGAGGCCCUACAUUCGUUGUAUGGUGAAAUUUCUACCGAACGUGAUGGAGAUUUGACACACCAGUGUAUACAGACGAAUUUGGCCGAUGUUAUAUGUGGUGGCAACCCAAGUGAUAAAAUCCUAUAUCCACGAACCUCAAAACGACGCAGCUCCUCAUUUCCCACACCUCGAAGUCUGGAACGAAGGCAUAGCUUACGACUGUUUGGUUCAUCGAAACGUUUACAGCGAUGUGCCUCAACGCGUAGCCUAUCGAAAACCUAUGCUCAGACCCUAAACACGGAUAGCAGUAGUUCGGAGUACCAAAGCACAGAUUCCUCAUCACCAAAAAAAGGAUCUUUGUUAUCGCGUCUAUUUCGCCGCAGCGGCCGAAAUAAGUCACGUCAACUUGAAACCUACUCUGCCCAGUUUCCACCAGCGGAAUGGUUUAAUUCCAAGGCGGUACAUCUUCAUAGUGUGGGUACACAGACCCAGGAUCAUGACAUGCCCACGGUACACACCUUGUCGAAUUCCACAUUCUAUGAUGGCUCGGAGUUGAGUCAACGUUCCUUGACCCUGCCGCGCCGACAUCGCCGCAAUUUGUCAAGUGAAUCCACAUUUGUGAUAUCUUCGCGAGAUUGUUCACCCAUACGAAGACGUUCGCCUGUCUACAGUAGUAGCUCUCUGCCCCGUUCUACACAAUCCAUACCUGCCACAUCGCAUUUAAAUAAUAAAACGAAUGGUAGUGGAAGUGGUGUUGGCGUACCAACCUCCAAUUAUAAUGGCAAUACAAAUACACUGCCGGCUCGGGCCAGUACACCAUAUCGUAGCUCACAAAAAUCCAUACACAGCGGUUCAGUGGCUCGUCACAUGCUGGAGCAUUCGCCUUCGCGGAACACCACUACCACCACCACGACGGCUUCAACGAAACUAACACCUGCCAACAAUAGAAAUUCGGACAGCCGACCCGAUUAUCGUAUGUGGCAAAGUGGUCCCUCAAGUUUGGAAUCGGGCAAAACUUCUCUGUAUGCCGGCACCUCGGGACCCUCCAGCAUUGAUAGCGGCAAGGUGUCGUAUGUACGCACAAGUGGUCAUUCUAGUCUAGAUUCGCAACGUUCCAGCAGUUCCACAGUUAUACAACCUCGUUCCAUAAUAAUGUUGAAUGGUUCGCCCAGGGGAACCCCACGACAUCAGGUGUUGAGGGCCCGUAAUGCUGAGCAAAUAAUGAGAAAUCAGGCUUCCUCUACCUCCACGCCCAAUACCAGCUCUCCCAAGCAUAUGGGCUCGGGCCAAUCGGGCAAUUCGAGUUCUCCCUUGGAAUCCCGUCUAAAUGGCCAGGCAGAAAAUAUGGAAAAUUCUGCAGCCAUUGCCAAUUCACCAUCGAGUAAUUCAAUUACCCUCAAACUGACCACCUCCAAUGAUGGCCAACAUUGUCUGCCAAAUACCAAAAUUGUGGUCCAAAACACCCCGGCUCAAAGUGUUAUAACCUUUGAGAACAGCAAACUCAAUGAGAAUUCCAAUGUGUUUAUAUUCAACAAUGAAACCACCAUGAAUGAGAGAGGCGAGAUCAUCAAGAAAACUCUGUCCAAGCAGCACAUGGCCGCCGGGGCCAAUCACAAGCUAAGGCAAAAUGGCAAGGAAAAAAGUCAAACGCCGGAGUUGCCAGUCACCCCUGAGAAUCAAAUAUAUGCGGAAAGUGGUUCGAAUCGUGGUUCGGAUACCGAAACCUGUGAUUCCAUGUCAUAUUUAAGCUCCUUGUCCUCGGAUAAGCCUCAUGAUUCCAUUGAAUUUCCAAAGGCCUCCAAGAACAAUCUCAUGGAAUCAGGUACAAAUACCAACACAACGCCAACGACCACAACCAUGAAUAACAGUCGGAAGCUAAGUCUGGCAGUGGCCCCCUCCAAUGCAGGCCAGUUGAUUUAUAAAAACAAUGUGCUGAAGAACAGCGAUUCCCAGCCCACAACACCCUGUGAUGAUGUGAAACUGAUGAGUGGCAUUGAUUUCAGCAAGGCUAAGCUGGAAAUGACCGGUUCGGUGGGUAAUCUCAGAUUUUAUGAGAAGUCAUCCAAGGACACUUUGAACAAGACCAUUAAUUCGAAUUGUGAGCUAAACAAUUUGAGAUAUGACUCUUCAACUCUGUUGGCCAAAAAUGAUAAUCUGAAUUCAAACACUUCGCUGAGUGGAAAUCCCAAUAAUUCUGGAGGGGGAGGCGGUGGUGGGGGUAGCUUGGCCCAGAUUCUGCAAAAGAAUCUCAACUCGAUUGGCAGUGAACCAAAUUUGGCCCAAAAGGAUACCAACUGCCUAAGUUCGGUGGAUAAAUCCAUACGCAAGGACACCUUGGAUAGGCGUUUAAGUCUUUCCAAAGAACAUCAAGCCGAGGCAGAGGAUCUUUACAACUUUCCCAGCCUAACGGAUUUAUCGUUUAAUUUUACCUCAUUGGCAGCCCAGAAAAUCCUGCAGGGUGUUAGUUUGAAUAGCAUUGAUACAUUGGUGGAAUUGAAUAUGGCCGCUGCAGCAGCUGCGGCGGCGUCAGCAGCAGCAAAUUCUUCCACAGCCACUGCCUCGGUUAGGGAGAAACCUCAAAAUAAUCAACCCACUGCCGUUUGUACAGAUUUUGGCAUGGUUUGAGGGGAAGAGGAGUAGAAACCAUAAAAGAAGGCAAUUAUAUCAAAACCUAAUGGACGUACCGAUACGUGUUAGGUACUCAACAAAGUGGAUCGAAAGCAAUAUACCAAUUACACCACUGUAUUUUGGCACCGGAAAAUCAAUUUCCAUGGCAAGGAAAUCGAAAUUUUAGAAUUUGAAAAUUUUUGUGAAAAUCUAGUGCCAAAAUAUUUUAGUUCAAAAUAGCAAUAGAAUAUUAGUUUCUACUAGAAGCAAUAAUAUGCAAUAUUUUUUUUAUAGAGUUCCAUAGAACAAAAAGGACAAGAAACAAGCAUAACUAAUCAAAAAAUUAUAUACACAACAUUCUUAGUAGGAAACACCUCCCCGAAGGAACCCCAUGUUUUCCCCCAUUAAAUAAUUAAUUAGACUCAGGAAUUUAUAAUUUUGUUUUUUUUUUUUAAUUGCACAUAAAAGGAUUGCCACAAACAAUCCCCCCGGUAGCAAAUGCUGCUUUCUCUAAACCCCCCAACAGAAACCAAGGAGCAUUAUCAAUAUACAUUAUAUACUAUAUAUAAAUAUAUAUUGGACGACAAUAACCUAGAGCCAGUUGAUACUAAAAAAAUCGAUAUUUUUUAUUAAUUCAUAAUUAGCCAAGUAGGAAUUUUUGUAUGUAAUUUUGUGUUUUUUUUUUUCUUUUAUAUAUAUACAUAUGUAUUAUUGUAGUAUUUUUUUUUUAUUUUGUAUAAUUUAUAUUAUCCAUUAUGGUAUAUCGUGUACCAUGUAUUUUAAAGAUGUGUUUUUUAUUACUCUGUACAUAUUUAUAUAUAACGACCUCCGUAUAUCCCAUGUAUCGAAAAUCUAGUUAUAAUGCUUGCAUUAAAUAUCGAAUAUUAUUAUAACAAAAAAAGAAAAUAAUAAAAAAAAAUCAUUUUAUA
This is a messenger RNA of Musca domestica (house fly), 5335 nucleotides long. Its product is annotated as ras guanine nucleotide exchange factor R. Gene Ontology annotation, molecular function: RNA polymerase II transcription regulatory region sequence-specific DNA binding; DNA-binding transcription activator activity, RNA polymerase II-specific. Gene Ontology annotation, biological process: positive regulation of transcription by RNA polymerase II. The transcript is spliced from 7 exons. The coding region runs from base 1119 to 4424 and encodes 1101 amino acids. Gene Ontology annotation, cellular component: cytoplasm; nucleus. The record is from RefSeq and is a predicted model, not a curated record. Lineage: Eukaryota; Metazoa; Arthropoda; Insecta; Diptera; Muscidae.